Messenger RNA from Acanthamoeba castellanii str. Neff, 1020 nucleotides. Its product is annotated as CS domain containing protein. Lineage: Eukaryota; Discosea; Longamoebia; Acanthamoebidae. Gene Ontology annotation, molecular function: protein-folding chaperone binding. The annotation marks the transcript as partial. The record is from RefSeq and is a predicted model, not a curated record. The transcript is spliced from 6 exons.
AUGGCCAGCGAGGCGUUCCAGCGUGGAUGCAGUCUGUUUGUGGAUGAGGACUUUGAGGAGGCCCUUGGCGCGUUCAGCCAGGCCAUCGACCUUGCCGGCCCUGCCUCCAAGGAGACGGCAGAAUACUACGUGAAGCGUUCGGCGUGCCACGCGAAGCUGCAGCACCACACCGACGCCGUGGCCGACGCCAACGCGGCUCUCGCCAUCGAUCCCCAGAACCCUCGUGCCCUUCUGCGUAAAGGUACUGCGUGCUUCGCGUUGGACGAGUUCGAGGCCGCCAGGGAGGCCUUCCAGGCGGGACUUGCCGUAGAGCCCGCCAACAGCACCUUCAAGACCUGGCUCCGCAAGUGCGAGGCCGAGCUUGCUGGCGAGGAAGGACGCGAAGCUGAAGCUUCUUCGGGCGAGGCGGCUGCUCCUGCUCCCGCACAGCCUGCCACUACUGCCCCUGCUCCUGCCCAGGAGGCGCCCAAGGAAGCCGCAGCUCCCGCACCGGCGCCCACACAAGCGGCCGAGGCUGCUGCUCCUCCCAAGGAGCCCCGGGUCAGGCACACGUGGUACCAGAACGAGUCGUUCGUGUACGUGACCUUCUAUCAGCGCGACUUGAAGCAGACUGACGUCAAGGUCCAGUUCGAAGAGAAGGAGCUCGACGUGACGCUGGAGCUGCCGGACGGCACGUCGUUCGUGUUCGACGCCGAGCUGUGCGAUGCCAUCGUGCCCGACCAGUGCAAGAUCGCCAUCAACCGGGCCAACGUGGAGAUUAAGCUCAAGAAGGCGCGCUCCGGCCAGUGGGCCAAUCUCGAGGCCAAGCCCGGUGCCGUCGUCAACCCCUGGCCCGACACCUCGAGCGCCAACAAGCACCUGUACCCGUCGUCGUCGCGCAAGAAGCUGAACUGGGACCAGCUGGAGAAGGAGGUGGAGGAGGAGAAGCUCGAGGGCGACGCGGCCCUCAACAAGGUGUUCCAGGACAUCUUCGCCGGCGGGUCGGAGGAGCAGCGCCGGGCCAUGAUCAAGUCCUUCACC